Molecule: messenger RNA, 1394 nt
Organism: Pyrus x bretschneideri (Chinese white pear)
Lineage: Eukaryota; Viridiplantae; Streptophyta; Magnoliopsida; Rosales; Rosaceae
Product: tetraspanin-18
Exons: 6
Coding region: 218-1081 (287 amino acids)
Source: RefSeq, a predicted model, not a curated record
GUUUAGGGUCUUUCUGAAGGCCUUGGACUCAAAAAUCCCUUUUCCGAAAAACCAGAAAAUUGUAGAUACAUAGAAACAAAAUCAAAAAAGCAAAAUUCACGCGGAGGGAAACGCCCCCAAUUGCCACAAACUCCACCUCCUCCACUGACACUGUGCGCGCCAUAGCUAAUUUAGGGUUAGGGGUUUUGAUUCAGCCUCAAUUUCUUAGAUACCCAGAAUGCGGCCCAAUUGCUGCCAUGUAUCCCUAGCUUUCGUCCUCAAACUCCUCAACUUUCUUCAAGCUUUCUUCGGAGUUUCGAUCUUAGUCUACUCGGCAUGGAUGCUCAACCAGUGGAACCACCACAUCCCGAUAGUCCCGCCACCGCCUUCAGCUCCUUCUCCUGAUUCUUCGUCCUUCUCCUCCCUCCUAUUGAGCUCCGAAUCGGCUGCAGUUGCCGAUCAGAUCACGCCGUUGGAUUUUGCUGUCCAUUUGGUUUCUGGGUUCGAUGAGGGAUCGGGGUUCGGAUUGAACUCGCUGAAGCUUCCCGCGCCCUGGUUCAUCUACUCUUUUAUGGGACUGGGGAUUUUGCUCUGUUGCGUUACUUUCAUAGGUUGUAUUGCAGCCGCAGCAAUUAAUGGCUGCUGCCUUUGCUUUUAUACAAUACUUAUAACCUUGCUCACUCUACUAGAAGCAGCUUUGGUGGCAUUCAUUUUAAUUGAUCGCCGUUGGGAAAAGGAUCUUCCAUUUGACCCAACUGGUCAACUUGACAGUUUCCGAUCUUUUGUUGAAGAGAAUAUUGACAUCUGUAGGUGGGUCGGGCUCAGUGUCAUUGUAAUACAGGUUUUAUCACUGCUACUAUCAAUAACUCUGCGAGGCUUGCUUUCUACUCACAAACCUGACUAUGAUGUUGAAGAUGAUUACGAUGAUAGGGCUAGAACUCGGGAGCCCCUGUUAAAACAACAAUUAAACCAAGCAUCUGGAUCAACCAAGGGCGAUGGGAAAGGGACUCACUCUGACAUUUGGAGCUCACGGAUAAGAGAUAAGUAUGGAUUGAGCUCUCUCAAUCAGAAUGCGUCACCGAGUAUGAAAUCCAAGCAGUAAAGAUGGUAGUGGGUUUUUCAUCUCACUGAUCUGAAACAUCGAUCAGCAGGUUUUCUGUUGAUACUCAAGUAUAUAUCAUUGUUCCCUCGUUUCAGUUUUUCAAAAUUUUGUUUUGGAGGAAGUUAUGGUGUUUAUAUCUAACUCUCGAAAAGUGUUCUUGGUGGUUUUCCUUUGUAUGAAUUGGAUGUGUGUUUCUGGUAAAGAUGUUGUGUCAUUAAUUGUAAAAGAAGAAAGCUUGUGAUUUACAUGUAACAUUGUGAGUCUGUUACUGUCAUCAUUCCUGAGUAAUUCAGAGGGGUCUGCACUUGAAUUA